This is a messenger RNA of Helianthus annuus (common sunflower), 1019 nucleotides long. RefSeq lists its product as uncharacterized. The coding region runs from base 345 to 761 and encodes 138 amino acids. The record is from RefSeq and is a predicted model, not a curated record. The transcript is spliced from 2 exons. NCBI's taxonomy places the organism in Eukaryota, Viridiplantae, Streptophyta, Magnoliopsida, Asterales, Asteraceae.
GCUCAAAUGAAAACCAACAAACAAACCCCCUAACCAUAAUAAUACCAAUUCCCCUUCAAGCAAUCCCUUUGUUCUUCCCCCAAACGUUUUCCCAGAUCACCCCUUCAUAAUCCCAUUUGUGAAUGGUGGAAAUCUUGGCUCCUUGGUGGAUGAUCUCCCCCCUUUUACCAAGGGGGAUCCCUUCUCUUUCAACCGCAUUCGCUUUCGGUUCUUGCAAGGAAGGCUGGUACUUCCGUUGCAUCGGUGUUGACCCGAAUCUUGCUCACUGAUAUCUCUCAUUCGUAUCGUUUGGUUGUUUUGUUUAUUCUUAUUUCUAUUAUACGUUUAAACGAUAAUUUAAGAACAUGUUGCUUAUGAAGCAUAAGAAGAAUCAUGCCCCCAAAGUUUCUGGAAACCGGCUUUUGAUUAGUGUUACCGUUGUGGGAAGCGCUGGGCCUAUUCGGUUUGUUGUGAAUGAAGAAGAAUUGGUGGCUACGGUUAUUGAUACCGCGCUUAAGUCAUACGCUCGCGAAGGAAGGCUUCCUGUUCUUGGGUCGAAUUUUAAUGAUUUCGUUCUCUGUUGCCCAGUCAUCGGGACCGAAGCUCUGAAACCAUGGGAAAGGAUUGGAUCAUUCGGGGUCAGGAACUUUAUGCUCUGCAAGAAACCUCAGGCGGAUGGGGACGGUGAAAAACCAGUGGUUGUGGAAAUACCAAGGAAGAGCUUUGGCAGCUGGAAGGCAUGGUUCAACAAAUCAAUCCAUCUGAAAAUAUCAUCUCAUUGAAUGUCACAACAGAAUCUGAUCAUUUCCGGACCCUAUUACGAUCUGGAUAAUUUGAAUCUUUUUUGGUUUUUGUUGUGUUCUUUGUUAUGUAUGUAUUGUUCUUGGAUAGUGCUUAAGGUGGUGAGAUGAAGUUUGAUAUGUGGUUAGGGUUUUGUUUGUUUUUCAAAUCAUUUGUUAAUUUCAUAUCUUGUUCCAUAAAGGACAAUGGUAUUGUACUUUACAAUGAUAUCAAUAUGAUAUGAUUUAUUAUUGUAUUAA